AAUCACCUUGUUGUUGAAUUGUGCUAUACAAAUAAACUUGCCUUGCCUUGCCUUGCCUUGGUGAUCCAUUAGCCCAUUGCAGCUUUUGUACUGGUCAACCCAGAGCUCUUUGGCCUUGGUGAUGAGGUUAGGGACUGCUUAGGGGCCCAGGUAUAUUUAUAAUCCACACAAUAGUGCAAUCCACUGUGGAUACUGGCUUGGUGACUGUUAAUCCCUAAAUUGUUGCCAAUGAAAAACUUGGCAUACUUGACCCAAAUAAACAGAAAUGCACAUUUAUUUCAAACGACAACAAUUUUUUUCUCUUUUGUUUAGUUGAAAAGUUAUCAUUUACUCUUAACAUACAUCUACAACUGAAAUUGCAUUCAGCUCAUUUCUUUGUAAGUAGUUCAAAUCAUGAAUUCAUCAGGGUGUCGAAUCCCUGUAACAUCUGUUGAGGCUGCUAUGUAUGUAGAGUAAGGCUUAUAAAUGAACCCUUGUAAUCCUUAAAAUUGUUGGGUAACCUGGUUAUUUUUUAGUUGCGUGAUUGAUAAUUAUUACGUUACUUAAACUGUUGUAGCCAUAAUGAGUAAGUUCCUUCACUUUCACAACAGAAAGAUUUCAGAUGUCGCUAGUUUUUUAGGAUGCCCUAACUUUAUUGCGAUUCCUUGAUUUUGGUCUCUAUUUCAGUCAGACUGCUUUAGGGAAAAAGUGAAAAACAGCAGCCUUAAAACAUGUCUUAUGACUCCCUCAAAUCUCGGGGAUAAUCAGUGACAUGUUGGACUCGUGAUGGCUAACUGGAUUUUUCAACUCAGGAGGACAAAGAGUGCAUUUACAAACAGGGCUGACUGAAAACAGUUUGCUGCACAGUUAAUGCAAAUUUGCCCAUCCAGACCCUGGAAGUGGAGUGUGCCACUUUGACGAAAUAUCUUUUCUCCUCGAGUAAAAACAAGUAAAAGGCAGCUUUAUAUUCAGCCCAUGUGGUUUACCAUGAGUCUAAAACGCUUUUUUUUAGACAGUUAACAGAGCCUACAUGGGUUUUCUUCCUGUCACAAUGCAUCAAGCUCUAACUAGCAUAGCUAUUCAAUACCAAUGAGGAGCAAUUAGUUGCUUUGAUCUUCAACCCGGGUAACAUCACAUUCCUUAUAGGAACCCAAAAUCCUUUCUUUCACUUGUGCUCACAAAGCUUUUGUUGUAUGAAUUCCAUUGUUACCGCAAUAUUGUGAAUAUCUGACACGUUGAUUUUCAACUGAUAUAGCUACAGAAUUUAACCAAACAUGUGCUGCCAGUCAGGUAUCCACAUACAGAUAUAAAGUCAUCAUUAUACCUUCUCUAUAUGAGCCUUUGGGACUGCGUAGUGUAAUUAAAGCUUUACUGGAACAAAUUAGCUGUGGUCAAGUUGUUGCUAAGCUGUGGGUCAGGAGACCAGGACCAUGUGAUUCCAGUAUAAAAAGGAAUGAAUGUAUGGUAUACUGUGAAUGUGACCUUUGUAUACACAUUGUUGCUCCGAUGUCCAAUGCAUUGUAUUAAAGUGCUAAGCAUGGUCAAAGUUUGACAGGAAAACACUGCAUCAGUACGGCUAAUAAUAAAUAUAUUUUUUUAAAUUUCCGUCUCAUAUAGCUGUCUUUUGUUUUAAGCACUAAUUUUCCAAAGUCUGCAUGUUGGAAUGAAUGUUGUUGAUUGUUCUCAGGCUUGUCUUAAGUCCUGUUAAUUUGCUUGGUGUGACACAAUCGGAUCCUGCAUUAUCUCAUUCUUCAAGGGUUUUUUAAAAUGUUUUUUUUUGUUGUUGUUGUUUUUUUCUUUGUUAAGUGCUCAAAGGCAGCUCUUAACGAGCCAGCUGGUUGCUGACUGGAUUUUGGUUUUAAUUGCUGUGGUUAAUGAGUUUAAGUAAGCUGAAAUAACUGCGUCACACUGGCCAAACCCUUCUGGAAAUGCGCUUUGUUUUGUCCGGCUAUAAUUAACAUUGGCCCACGUGUGUUUUUUACUGGAGCACGAAGAAAAGUGGGAAACUGGAGGGGGAUGCUAGGAUUCUCUCUUUGUCUUUCUGUCAUCUACCACCAGCCUCUGCUGUUUUUUUUUUUUACUGGAGCUAAAACUGCUCACUUCAACCAUAAAAGGAGUGCUUAUCAAAUCAUUCACAUGAAAAAGGCUUUAAGCAGACGUCUGCUACUUAGUGCCAGUUCGCUCCAUCUCUAGUUAUUAGGAAUGCAUCUGCAAUCCCUUUAUAACUUGACGACUGUUUUUAUUAAAUACCCAAACAGGAGGAUAAAUAUGAUAACAAAAGGGCACUGGGAGUCUCUUUUUUUAUGAAAAAAGGGUGUUUUUAAAUGUAGAUCAAAUUAACAUACCUGACAUUAAACAGGAAGAUUAAGGGAAUACUGAAUAUCUGGACUGCUGCCUUUUCUUUCUCUCCACAAAAACAUAGUGGGUGGAAAUAAAGAUUAACUGCAAUUAGCACUGACUGACCCCCGACUGGAGACCAGUCAUGUCUUAACAAGGCGCCUUCCAAAAGAAUGCCUGCAUCCAAUUCUCUCAAUUAUGCAAAUUGGGUUGAAAUCAAAGUACUUGGAGGGGGUGAAAAUUUUCAAACGAGAAGUUGGGGACCCUCUGAACGAGGCUGCAGUACUUUUAGGUUAGUCGCUCUUCUCCAUCGUCUCACACUGGCGAAGUUCUUCUAAACUGUGAAGCGAGCACAAAGAAAGGAGUUUUACACAAAUUGGGAGAUUAGGAGCCGGUUAUCAAAGUAGAUUUAUUGUGCCUUGUUCAAGCGAAUGAUGAAAAUACCCUCUGGGCAUGGAGAAAGGGUCAUGGGACUCCCAAAAGGAUUACCUUGAACUGGAGUCAUGAGACUUGGGUGAACAAAGACCCUGCUCACAUGCUCAUCAUAUUAACUGGCCCUCAUAAAGUGAAGAAGUUUCAUGUCCUGUGGGAUUCAAUGAGGCCACUUCACUGGGAGUGCAGCACCAGGAGAAAGCUCUGGCUCCCCUGCACUCCCUAGCCCUAAUUUCCAGCAGCACUAGGACCUUGAAGCUCCGUCAAGAGGAUUGCACAGAAAGUAUGGAUUGAGAGGACCUUUCUUAAAAGAGAAUGUAUACACAUAUUUCCCAGCAAAGACCCAACCAGAUGUGCCUGUGGUCAGCUGACAACACAGCACGUGGCCAUCCCUCCCGGUGCCAACUCCUUAGAGGAAACCCACCAGCUGGUUCAGAUUGAUACCCCAAAGGAUAAAUGGAGUGUGAUCAAGCACACCAGGACGUACCCGACGGACGCCUUUGGCAUCAUUGAGUUCCAAGGAGGAGGAUUCAUCAACAAAGCCAUGUAUAUCCGGGUUUCAUACGACACCAAGCCUGACAACCUACUGCAUUUGAUGGUAAAGGACUGGCAGUUGGAGCUGCCCACCUUGCUCAUCUCUGUACACGGGGGUCUCCAGAACUUUGACCUCCAGCCCAAACUCAAACAAGUGUUUGGCAAAGGCCUGAUUAAAGCGGCCGUCACAACUGGAGCCUGGAUCUUCACGGGUGGAGUUAACACAGGGGUCAUCCGCCAUGUUGGAGAUGCCUUAAAGGACCAUUCCUCUAAGUCACGUGGAAAGGUGUGUGCUAUAGGGAUUGCUCCAUGGGGGAUCCUUGAAAACAAAGAAGACCUCAUUGGAAAAGAUGUAACAAGACCCUAUCAGACGAUGGCAAACCCACUGAGCAAGCUGGCUGUGCUCAACAACAGCCAUUCCCACUUCAUCCUCACAGACAACGGAACCUGCGGGAAGUACGGCUCUGAGGUCAAACUCCGUAGACUGCUGGAGAAGCACAUCUCUCUGCAGAAGAUCAAUACUCGUUUGGGUCAGGGGGUUCCUCUGGUGUGUUUAAUAGUAGAGGGAGGUCCCAACGUUAUCUCCAUUGCCCUGGAGAGUCUGAGAGAUGAGCCCCCCAUCCCUGUGGUGGUGUGCGAUGGCAGCGGCCGUGCUUCUGACAUCAUUUCCUUUGCGCACAAGUUCUCAGAGGAUGGAGGCCUGGUUAAUGACGAUGUCAGAGACCAACUUUUAGUGACUAUUCAGAAGACAUUCAAUUAUAGCAAAAGCCAGUCGCAGCAGAUCCUGCUCAUGGUAAUGGAGUGCAUGAAAAAAAGGGAAUUGAUUACAGUUUUUCGAAUGGGGUCUGAGGGACAACAGGAUAUAGAAAUGGCCAUCCUUACUGCUUUGUUAAAAGGAACGAACGCAUCAGCAGCAGACCAGCUCAGUUUGGCUCUGGCCUGGAACAGAGUGGAUAUCGCACGAAAUCACAUCUUUGUUUACGGACACAAUUUGCCACCUGCUGGUGCUAUUGCCAACACUACAACCACUGCAGCCCCGUCUCAGGAGAAACAGAAGAGCCCUGCGAGCGCUCCUCGCAGCAAGACUCGGGUCAAGAAGGGGAAAGGGAAGGGAAAGGCAAAACCUGAACCACCAGAGGAAACAGAUCCAAGGAAGUUGGAGUUGAUUCGCUGGGUGAACUCACUGGAGCAGGCUAUGAUGGAUGCUCUGGUGCUGGACAGAGUGGACUUUGUCAAACUGCUCCUCGAGAAUGGAGUCAACAUUCACCACUUCCUCACCAUUCCCAGGCUGGAAGAGUUAUACAACACGAAACUUGGCCCGGCAAAUACCCUGCACGCUGUGGUUAGGGAUGUCAAAAAGGGAAACCUUCCUCCAGAUUAUCAAAUUACUUUGAUUGAUAUUGGUCUUGUGCUGGAAUACCUCAUGGGCGGAGCUUACAGAAGCAAUUACACCAGGAAAGCUUUCCGUAACCUCUACAAUAAUCUAUAUGGACUAAAAAGGCCCAAAGCUCUGAAGCUUCUAGGAAUGGAGGAUGAUGAACCUAGGUCAAAAGGCAAGAAAAAGGCAAAAAAGAAGAAAGAGGAGGAGGUGGAAAUUGAUGCGGAUGACCCUGAAGUCUGUCGAUUCAAGUAUCCCUUCCACGAGCUGAUGCUGUGGGGGGUGCUGAUGAAGCGCCAGAAGAUGGCACUAUUUCUCUGGCAGCGUGGCGAAGAGGCUAUGGCAAAGGCUUUAGUGGCUUGUAAACUGUAUAAGGCCAUGGCUCAUGAGUGCUCUGAGAGUGAACUGGUGGAUGAUAUCUCCCAAGAUCUGGAAAACAACUCCAAAGAAUUUGGACAACUGGCCUACGAAUUAUUGGACCAGUCCUACAAGCACGAUGAACAGGUGGCCAUGAAACUCCUAACAUAUGAGCUGGUUAACUGGAGUAACUCCACCUGUCUGAAGCUGGCUGUGGCUGCUAAGCAACGUGACUUCAUCGCUCACACCUGCAGCCAGAUGUUGCUCACUGAUAUGUGGAUGGGCUGCUUGAGGAUUGGAAAAAGCCCGGGCCUGAAGGUUAUUCUGGGAAUCAUCUUCCCUCCUCUGAUUCUGCUGUUGGACUUCCGCCUUGGAGACGAUGCCUCUUAUCAGGCACCUGCACGCAAAGAAGAGGGAAAGGACAAAGAUGAUGACACAAAAUCCAGCAAGGAUGCCAACACUGAUGCAACUUCCCGAAAAGGAGACGAAGAAGAGGAUAGCACCAAAAUCCAUAAAAUCCCAGUUGGCAAAAGAUUCUUUGAGUUUUAUAAUGCACCUUUCACCAAAUUCUGGUUUAACACAAUCUCCUAUCUGGGCUAUCUGAUGCUGUACAACUACAUUAUCCUGGUGAAAAUGGAGCGAUGGCCAUCUAUACAAGAGUGGAUGGUCAUAGCAUACAUCCUCACACUUGGCACUGAAAAAGUCCGACAGAUUCUGAUGUCAGAACCAGGGAAGCUGAAACAAAAGAUAAGUGUGUGGAUGGAGGAGUACUGGAACAUCACAGACCUGGCUGCCAUAUCCACGUUCCUUCUGGGGCUAAUGCUACGGCUACAGCCUGAACCGUACAUGGGCUACGGCAGGGUUAUCUACUGUAUAGACAUCAUCUUCUGGUACAUUCGUGUAUUGGACAUCUUUGGAGUCAACAAAUACCUGGGACCUUAUGUGAUGAUGAUAGGGAAAAUGAUGAUUGAUAUGAUGUACUUUGUGGUGAUCAUGCUGGUGGUGCUUAUGAGCUUCGGAGUGGCUCGACAAGCCAUACUUCAUCCAGAUGAGGAGCCAACAUGGCGCCUGGCCAGAAACAUUUUCUACAUGCCUUAUUGGAUGAUCUAUGGGGAGGUUUUUGCAGACUCGAUAGACCGUAAGACUAGAAUUCAUAUCUAUGCAAUGGAAAUCAACCCUCCAUGUGGUGAACAUUUAUAUGAUGAGGAUGGGAAGAAACUCCCCCCAUGUAUCCCCGGUGCCUGGCUCACACCUGCCAUUAUGGCCUGUUACCUUCUCGUAGCAAACAUUCUUCUGGUCAACUUGCUCAUUGCGGUCUUCAACAACACCUUCUUUGAAGUCAAGUCAAUUUCCAACCAAGUGUGGAAGUUCCAGAGAUAUCAGCUGAUCAUGACUUUCCAUGACCGUCCCAUUUUACCGCCACCUCUCAUCAUCCUCAGCCACCUCUAUAUCCUCUUCAACAGGAUGUUCAAGCGAUGUGCCAGGAAGAAACAGGAGGGAGAGCUAGAUGAGAAAGACCGUGGCCUCAAGCUCAGGCUGAAUCCAGAGGAGCUAAAAUUCCUGUACGAGUUUGAAGAACAGUGUGUCGAGGAAUAUUUCAGAGAGAAAGAGGACGAGCAACAGUCUUCCAGUGACGAACGCAUCAAGGUUACUUCAGAGAGAGUUGAGAAUAUGUCAAUGCGUCUGGAAGAGGUAAAUGAGAGGGAGAACACGAUGAAGGCCUCCCUGCAGACGGUGGAUCUGCGUCUGGCCCAGCUGGAGGAGCUCCAUGGACGUAUGGCAACUGCCCUUGAGAAGCUUGCAGGUGUGGACAGGUUAGAGCUGACUCGAACCUAUUCGCGAAACUCAUCGGUGUGUGACCCUUCCAAUCUCCUUCGCCAAGGCAGUAUUAACAGUGCUGACGGUUACAGUCUUUACCGCUUCCACAUGGAUAUGGAAGAGUUUGCAUCCAGGCAGAAGGACACAGAAGACACAACAAAAACCGGCCUAGAAAGACAGCGGAGUCUACGGCAAGCCUCAAGUAUGUGCACUCUCAACACCAAGGAAGGUGGUCAGAGCUCAGAGUCCGGAGGUUUCGAGAGACCUCCACCAAGCUCAGUUGUAGAUAUUCUCAUAUCUCCGUGUGAACAAAGGCCCUCUUCUGCAACAUCAAGUCAAGAAACAAUAACAAACAUAAAACAAGGCAGCACGAUGUUUCUAGACAGACUACCAGACAAAAACAGACUGAGGCCUUUGUCCCCUCCAAAAAGGACAAAAUCGUUGAAACACUAUCCAAUUGAAGACCAAUUCAUUUCUCCUUUGACAAAGAGGAGGUCUAUGAGCACCAUCAUUAUGAACCCCCCUGAUGAACCACAGAAAGCUCCUGAGCCCAUAGACAAAGUCCAGAGUCUGCUAGGAAACUCCUCUUCGCCAAAGAGGACUAAAUCUCUGAGGUACAUCCCUACUGAAAACCAAAGCCAGACUUCUCCCAUCACUAAGAAGAGGGCUAUGAGCAGCAUCCUCUACACUCCAGCUGAGGCUGGUGAUGAUAUGAUGCAAACUGCAGAGUACAGGUCACUGGUAGAGCACAUUAAUAAAACUCCAAAUCAGUGGCCAUCAAAUUUAGCGUAUCAGGUGCAUCCUACCACUUUGGGUCAAAUGCCUAAAGUAUCAACAGUCAGAACACUCACCCAGCAAUAUCAAACUCAGACUGAGGCAAUUCCUACAGAAAGUACGAGGACUCUUCCAGGAACAGAAACUCCCGAGGAUCCAAAAACGAUCAAGAGAAACCUCUCAAACACCACAGAGUAUCUGACAGCUGCUGAUGAAAAAUAUUUACCCUCUCACAGAUCACAGACUUGGAACGCAAGCGACAGGAGAGCCAAGUCCAUGAUGGUUAGCAAGCAGCUAGCUGCAUCUAGCAGCGAGAGAGUCCUUAACGAAAGCAGAAAGGUGUCAACUUUUGGACAGGCAGAUGAGGAAACAAAAUCAGAUGCAGGGAAGAAGGAAGACGAUGUCCAGGAGUAAAAAUGAGAGCCUUAAAAAGAGAAAAUAAACCAGCAUGAAGUGGAAAAAAUAGCAAGAAGAUAAACAGAAAGCUAUGAUUAAAGUAGUGGACAUGUAGCCUGCCAUCAGAAAUCAUUACUAAGUGAGUUUCUGAUACAAAGAUACAAACAAAAUGACAAUGAUGGGGGAAAAAAAGCUUUACCAGAGUUUCUUUCUUUUUUUCUUUUUUUUU
Molecule: messenger RNA, 8234 nt
Organism: Haplochromis burtoni (Burton's mouthbrooder)
Lineage: Eukaryota; Metazoa; Chordata; Actinopteri; Cichliformes; Cichlidae
Product: transient receptor potential cation channel subfamily M member 1
Exons: 27
Coding region: 3293-8023 (1576 amino acids)
Biological process (GO): calcium ion transport into cytosol; protein tetramerization
Cellular component (GO): membrane
Molecular function (GO): calcium channel activity
Source: RefSeq, a predicted model, not a curated record